This is a messenger RNA of Blastomyces gilchristii SLH14081, 2004 nucleotides long. RefSeq names its product molybdopterin binding domain-containing protein. Bases 169 to 1170 code for a protein of 333 amino acids. Lineage: Eukaryota; Fungi; Ascomycota; Eurotiomycetes; Onygenales; Ajellomycetaceae. The transcript is spliced from 3 exons. The record is from RefSeq and is a predicted model, not a curated record.
CACUGCCGCACCUUCUUAGCCGCUCGCUUCUGCUCGGGUCUCGGUCAGGGCCAAGCUUCGGUCGGCUCUUUUUAUAUCCCUCCAAACAUCCAAGCUGAUAAAAGCCCUGUUCAGCCAAAUUCCGCUAGCCCCCUGCUGCCCAAUUCUUUGUCUGCGCACGCAAGAUAAAUGAUUCCCCGCAUCAACCAGCUAGUCAGACGUCUCUCCCGCCCACGACCCAAUUCCGUACAUAUUCCUGCUGCCACAGCAGCCCGUCCGAUUGGGUCUCCGCUCUCCAUGACAUCAUAUACGGUGACAGCGCUGGCGAACAGCAAGAAAACGAUACGCACAGCAGCAUGUCUGAUAAUCGGCGACGAAGUCUUAGGCGGGAAGACCGUCGACACCAAUUCCCCCUUUUUCGCAAAGUACUGCUUCUCAAUGGGCGUGUCACUAAAGCGCAUAGAGGUCAUUGCAGAUGAUGAGAGCGAGAUUAUCGAAGCUGUAAAACGGAUGAGCGAAAAAUACGACUUCGUUGUAACAAGCGGAGGAAUCGGCCCAACCCACGAUGACAUUACCUACCAAUCAAUAGCACGGGCCUUUGGCCUCAAGCUGAAGCUACACGAAGAGGCCCUGGCGCGGAUGCGCAACCUCUCCAAACCGCAACAGGCGCAACGAGACUUCGACUGGGAUACCCCUUCGCCGGCACUCACGGCACGACUACGCAUGGUCAAGAUACCCGUAGAUGAAGCCAUCCCGCUGAAAGACCAGGCUCUAUUUGUCGCGGACGACCUCUGGCUGCCCGUCUCCAUUGUCAACGGGAACGUCUAUAUCCUCCCCGGCGUGCCGCUGCUGUUCGAGCGCCUGUGCAAUGCGCUUAAGCCAUUGCUACAACCCCGUCUAGUUAAUCCAGAUGGGGAUGGGAUGCAUCGGCUCCUGUUCGCGACGCCAUUGUAUGAGAGUACGAUUGCGCCGUAUCUGACAGAGCUGGCGGCGAGGGUCGAGCCGCACGGUAUCAAGGUGGGUAGUUAUCCGCGGUGGGGCAAGAAGCGGAAUACGGUGACGCUGGUUGGGAAGGAUCUGAAGUACAUGGAGAGCCUUAUUGAUGAGGUGGAGAAGAAUGUGGAGGGGCGGAGAGUCAUGAGGGAGGAUGAGGAUGACCCGCCGGAAGAUGAGGCGGAAAGUCCGAAGUAAGGAAAACGGAAUUUGGGUUUGCUAUUUAUUGAACGUUUACAAGCGAAGGCCGAUCUAGACCAAUUCAUUUCUAUGAUUGAUUGAAUCGUAGUUGUAUAUAAAAAUAACAUAUUUCCCCGCUAAUAGCCCUCCUAUUCAUCCUGAGAGAAAAUAUUCUGGGCCCCGCUCCGCCUCACCUCCGCCCGUUUUCUUUUAGCCUAAAACACCUAUAUAUAUGUAUAUACCUGGUAUAUAACUCCCACCACCUCGCCUGCUCGACUGCGCGGCAGCAUAUACUAUGUAGAAAACCCUAACUGUUUUGUGAUUUGAUUUGACACAAGCCGCUUGUUUCAUCUACCCCCGAUUUCCCUACAUGUUAAUGCGAUACAAGAGCGAGAAAAAAAAAAGAAAAAAAAAGGGAGGGUAAAGUGUUUCAGGGCAUCCUAAUUGAGUACUUCACAGUAUUUAUUUAACCACCACAGCCGGAGUAGCAACAAUAUUUAAAUGAUAGGCACCAGUUCAUGCGCGCAUACACAAUCUACACGGUACCCCGUACAUUUUACAUGUACAUGUACAUAUUUACUUCUGAACUUGUUACUCACAAUCCAACUCUCUCUAAACUCAUUAUUUCUACUCCCCCCCUUCCUUCCCCCCUUGUUUCGCAAAGCGCCCUGGGUGAGGUAAGAGUGCUUAUGUAUGAACGCACUCUAUACAUGUUCAUUGUAUCUACCCAACAGAGAGCACAUGCGCAGAACAGAAACAACCUACACACAUACAUAUAAUACUGCUAGGUUCUCUAGAUAUGCAUCCAAGUUGACUUACUAGAAAAUGACACCUAAUCUUUUCUCGGUUCCA